AAAAAAUCGGCUACUGUGGGAAUAGCUGAGAUGGGUGCCUGCAAGCCGAGAAAGGCACGAUUUCACGCGUCCGUUGUAGAUGCACCGUGAUGUCAAAGUUAUGAUUAGGCUGCAAUAAGAUGCCGGGUGUAAUUGUUGUGAUGUAGCACAAAUAUCUCCAGUUUUUGCCUUAAAAAGUUCAGUUUUGGGUUUGCUACAUGCAGCCCAUACGUAUUUUACAAAUGAAUAUACAAUUGGUCUACAGUUUCUUUCAGAGAUUACAAUGGCUUCUCAAGAGAGGAUCAGGCCUGUGAUAAAAGGAAGUGGAUUUUGGCAUGCUCCCACUGUGAAGGAAUAUAGUCAGGAAACGCAAGAGUUGUUAAAAGUGAUGAUGCAAGAAUCUAAGCUUACUUGUUUCCAGCAACGCCAUCUUAUAAAUUGCAUGAAACGUGGUGAUGCUUUCCCCAUACACUGUUAUCCAACAUCCAGCAGAGAACCAGAGUUUCCGAAGCCUGUAUCACCAAAGGUUAUUUUGACCACCAGUCCCUUUGGCAGACCUCACCUCCGACCUGCAGAGAUCUGUCGCGCAGGAGAUGCAUAUAUCAGAGAAAAAUUCAAGCCUCAAGCCACUCGAGACCUGGAGAAGGAGAAAGAAAGACUGCAAAACAUCUUAGCAACAGGAAAGGACAAAGUAGAGAAGAAAACUCAGAAGAAACCAGUCAAGGUAGAAGAAACAGUACCAGAGAUGGACCGAUUCGAUGAAUUGCUGAAUGAAAUUCAAGAUCGACAAAAUUUCCUGUCAGAAAUGGAAGCUUUGGGACAGAGCAAAGCGUAUCAAGGACUUAUCCAAACUGAAAUAUCACAGAAGCUCCGGGAGAUGGAGAUGAUUGACAAGCAGAGAACUGCAGAACUGAAAGGGGCAAUAGCCAAGUCUUUCAAUAUAAGCAUCAAACAUGACAAUCCAAGCAUAGGUCAAGUAGACCAAUAGUUCUCACCACACACACACACAGACACAGACACAGACAGACACACACACACACACACCAAGGACAUAACUCCUUCACCCUUUUUCUGCUGACAUAAGCGAAGAAUAUCUUUUUAGUACAAUUUUGAUCCUCUUGUGGCAGGUAUCUGUAGAAUAUAUUUAAUCUCCUAGGAAUACUGUAUGAAUCCUGAAAAGUAGGAACGACCUGUGUCAAUGUGUAAUGGUAGGAAGUCUUUUCAAAAAUUUGAUCCAGAAACAGAAGGGGUUCAAAUGAAUCACUGGGUUUACAAUGCUUGCCUUGACCCCCCCCCCCCCCCCAAAAAGGAAAAGAUUUCCACAUAUUUCAUCUCUGGAAAACAGCAUCUGUGUUUCUACCAUUUAUGUGCUGCUGCUUUUUAGAUUAGAACAGUACAACUCUUAGAAUAGAUCAAAAAUAUUUUGUAUAUGAUUCUGCCAUCCACUGGGAGGCUGCUUCCAAUCAAACUGCAGUUUUUCACUCGUCAUAUAAAUUGUUAAGCAAACAGUGGUGAUUGUUGUAUCGGACUAUGAAAGAGAGAAUCGGAAGAUUUUAGAUGGCACUUAUUUUUGAUGAAUGUUUCUUCAGUACAAUUACAGACUUAGGACCAUCUUCAUUAUGACUAAGUGACUAUUUAUUCACGUGUCUCACUUGUUAAAGGAAAGACUUAAUACCACAACAGUAAAUGGGUGGGAGUAAGGGAUGUUUUUCUCAUUGGCGUAUUUUUUGUUUUGGUCCAGCAGCUCACUUUUGAUAGCUAUAUAUUAUUCUACUUGUAAAAAAAAUAAAAAGUCCUAAGAAUUU
Messenger RNA from Pantherophis guttatus, 1784 nucleotides. RefSeq names its product chromosome 7 C22orf23 homolog (gene C7H22orf23). Lineage: Eukaryota; Metazoa; Chordata; Lepidosauria; Squamata; Colubridae. The record is from RefSeq and is a predicted model, not a curated record.